Messenger RNA from Cherax quadricarinatus, 1179 nucleotides. The record is from RefSeq and is a predicted model, not a curated record. NCBI's taxonomy places the organism in Eukaryota, Metazoa, Arthropoda, Malacostraca, Decapoda, Parastacidae.
AUGUUGCACUUUUUUGUGAACAGCGGAGGUGAGGCCAAAGAGAAGUUUUGGCCAACAGUACAUUUGUGUACAGAUCAUCUACCAAAGAACAAACCUCGGUAUUGCAUGGGUGUUGGCUUUGCUGUUGACCUUGUUGUGUGCUGUGCUCUUGGAGUGGAUAUGUUUGAUUGUGUAUUUCCAACUCGAACUGCGAGAUUUGGCUGUGCUCUUGUGGACAAUGGUCAGAUCAACCUGAAGGCCCGUGACUUUGCUAAUGAUUUCAGGCCUAUUGAUGAAAAAUGUGGCUGUUCAACUUGCAGAAAUUACUCACGUGCUUACCUUCACACCAUCGUUACGAAGGAGACGGUUGCUUGCCAUCUUUUAUCCUUGCACAAUGUUGCCUACCAGAUGCGACUGAUGCAAAGUAUUCGAGAUAGCAUUAAGAAAGACUGUUUUGCUGAAUUUGUUGAGGAUUUUAUGGCUGCAUACUACAAGGACCAAGAAUACCCUCAGUGGGUUGUAGAUGCUUUAGCUGCUGUCAAGAUUACUUUAAAAAAGAAUUCCAGUAGUGGUGUGACAAAUAAGGCAUCUGAUAUCUGGGAUGACCAAGAGAGUGACGAAAAGCUGUGGAAUCUCCGAUCAGGCUUUGAUAAGCUCUAUCUCACAGGUUAUAGAAAUGCUAUCCUUGGAGAUUUUGAAGAGGAGGAAGCUGCAGGAAGAAUUGAAGGCUUUGAGACAGCUUUUCAGUCACAGUCUAAGGUGAACCCCACAAUUUAUUUGUCUAGGCUGGAUGGAUUAUUAAUGGCUUGUUUGACUAAAUGCAAGAGUAAUCUUAAUGAAGAGCAAAAAGUGGAAAUUAGACUGAUACAAAAUAUGAUAAAUCAUGCACUUAAGCUUAAUUUUGAACCAAGUAAAUCUAUACUUGAAAAAGUUUUGAAAAGUAAUAAACAGACUGAAACAAGAAAUGAACAGGAGGAAGUCAGAUUAUGUUCUAGUGAGUGUUUUGUGGAUGCCAAAUAUUCCGAAGAUAGCACCAGAGAUCGUUAUAAAUCAAGGGACAGUAAGUGUGGCUGCACACCAGGACAGACAGAUAAUGCAGAAACAUGUUUGAAUGAAAUACUCUCUAGAACCACUGUGUGUGAUAGUGUUGGAUGGAAGAUACCAGAUUUUAUUUUGAAUCAUGAAUGUAUAAUUCAGUGA